CCUUUUAAACAAUUAUUCAACGGCCGCUAAAAUGUUAUACACGUCUUUAAUCAUCAUAUUAAUCAUUUGUUUUAAAGAAAUAGUUACGUUACAAUUGAGUAUGAGCAAUACCACAACCACAAUAUCAAGCAACAACACAAUAUUGACAUGUUCGUAUAUAUUGGAAAAAGAUGAAAUAUUGACUGUUGGCAUAAAAGCAUAUAACAAAUCUUCAAACACAUUUGAACACAUAGCUGGAUAUAGGCCUCACCAGGCGGCAGAACUUCUGACAAAUGGAGCAUACUUGUAUGACAGAGUAGCAUUAAGCAAUAUAACGCAAACAUCAACACAGGCUCUUAUUGUGUUUCAUGAAGUCAAAUGUAUUGAUGAAACCCUGUAUAAAUGCAUCAUAACCUAUCUUGACAAAGACUUGAAACAACUAACAGCUGAGUCCCUAGAAGCAUAUAUUACAAUAACAGUUCCUGCAUAUGAUCCAGACAGCUUGUCUAUAACAGAUACGUUUACAUCACCAACAGAGGGCGAAAAUGUAACAUUUGUUUGCAAAGGUAACUUAGGAAAAAACCCUAGCAAAUUUAUUUGGCGGAAAAAACUUCGGGGAGAUAGUGUUACGGACACCUAUACAAAUGAAAAAACAAGUUAUACACAAUUAGAAGAAUCAUGUUCGUACGUAGGAAGGAGUUCCUUGACAAUAACACUAUAUGAUAUGGAUAACCAAGCUACAAUAGGUUGUGCCGAAGAAACGUUAAUGAACGAUGACGAAAUGUAUAAAUAUACACCACCCAUUGAUAUCUUUUUCAAAGUACGGAAUCCGAGCAUCAUGAAAUAUCUUAACCGCUCCACGUACUUAGAAGGAAUUGAAAUCAUCGACCUGACAUGUAUCAGCAACGGAAACCCUCCGCCAACAUAUUUAUGGUAUUUCAAAGGGACGUAUUUAGAUGCAGGAAGUGUUUUGAAAAUUAAGAACGGCAGAGAAAGUGACAGUGGAUUGUACACGUGUAAUGCAUCUAAUUCAUUCCAUGAAACAUUUUUUGAAGCUUCAAACUCAGUAGACAUUCUAAUUACAAAAACAGAACAUAGCAGUCCAUCAUCAACAAAUUAUUCGAGUAUAGAAGUUCCUACCAUCGUUGCUGUUUUAUGUGGGUUACUAGUUGUCAUAAUUAUCUUCCUUGUGACUUGGAUAUUUCACAAUCAUAAAUGUAGACACAAUAAGAAGAACAACAAUUCGACAGAAUUGAACAACCAGGAACUCAAUACUUACGAUACAAUUGAUGAUAUUUCCUCGUACGAGAAGACAGGACCACUUGACCAACGUCCGUACAAUGAAAUGGAUCAAAUUUCCAUAAGAGAAGAUUGUGAAGAUGAAAAUAGGCGCAAUAACAAGAACAAUGAUCCGGUUAAAUCAAACAAUCAGGAAAUCUAUUCUUACGAUACAAUUGAUGAUCAAACAUCGUACGAGAGGCCAGGACCGCUAAACCAGUGCCCAAACAAUGAAAUAUUUCAGAUUUCUAAAACAGAAGAUUUUGAAGAUGAAAACAGGAAAUACAUGACAGUAGUCUCAGAGAUCCAGGAAAAAGAGCAAGAAACUAUAAUACAAAUUCCUGAAGAUUUGACAGGUGUCAGACAUUCAUACACAAAUUUACAAGUAUGACCGUUUAUGUUAAAAAUUUCAUCUUUGAAAGCUACAAAUGGUUAUCAAAUCUAUUAGUCAUCAAAGACCAACCAUGAGCAUACGUAAUAGGCGUUAUAAAGAAAGACAUAACAUACUUUACACAAAACCUAGUGAAAGCAGGAAUCCAUAAGAAGUAUAUGAAAUGCAGUUGUAGGCGUAUAUUGGAAUCCGUCGUUUUGCUGAUUGCAAUUAAAUAUCAAUGUUA
Molecule: messenger RNA, 1874 nt
Organism: Mytilus californianus (California mussel)
Lineage: Eukaryota; Metazoa; Mollusca; Bivalvia; Mytilida; Mytilidae
Exons: 7
Coding region: 32-1648 (538 amino acids)
Source: RefSeq, a predicted model, not a curated record